GAGAAGGAAAGAGGAGGUUCAGAAGACUCAAGGGACGAGUGCGAGGAAAAAGAAUGAAACAAAGAAUGUGAGAGAGAGAGAGAGAGAGAGAGAGAGAGAGAGAGAGAGAGAGAGAAAGGCAGUCAGCGUGUGAUGCUAUCCUAAUACAGACAGUUAGUUUGAUUCAUUUCAUUUAACUUGGAUGGCCAGCUUUUCCAGCUGCUGACCGGCUCUUUUGGAUUUACUAUCUCACCACAUGCCACACACACACACACACACACACACGUUCGCACCCGCAUGCACGCCGUCUGCCAGCCGGGAGUCUCUGAUCUGCAGACGGGAUCUGCUUUCAUCUCCGGAUGUGCCACAACAUUCAGAGCACACCGGUCUAUGUCUGGUGUUUGUGUGUGAGUCUGCAGGCGUGACAUGGAACUUGUUGGAUUAACCGUGGAAUGUUGAGAGACUCCCAUCGAGGAAAACCAUGGAAUAUCAUGGAACGAGUUCAAGAGUUUGGAAUUUUCUCCUUUCUUCAGUGAUGCUUUUGGCUUUUUAAACCGUUUCAUUUUCUUUAUUGCUCAGUCUGGAAGUCUGAGAUGAUCUCUGAGUGACUGACGCUUCGGCAAGCCCGUCCUUGUGCAAUCGUGUGUGUGAGUGAGUGUGUGUGUGUGAAUAGCUUUACGUGUGUAUCUAUGCGAUGUUGGCAACGGAUGUAUUGCCCGUGAUAAUGCCUGCUGUCGCUGCAUGUCCAAGACCGAGUGCUAGAGAGUGGAGCUUUUGGGACGUGGUGGGGGUGGACUGUAGUGCCCCCGAGCCACGCUGCAUCUGGGUGGCCGUGUUUCGGGACAACUUGCUCAUCACCCACACUCCCAGCAUUGAGUCUGCACCGACUCAACCCAGAACAGACUUGUGCGGAAACAGGACAAAGGGGCGAAGAGAUGGUAUCCCGUCGUCCAGCGAAAACCCUCGGCCGGUCCUGGGGGGCGGAGCUGAGGGCAGGGGUUUGUCCUGGCAGGGCCCACGGACGCUUGUGCUCCAUAAGAACUCACAGGGCUUCGGCUUCACACUGCGCCACUUCAUUGUAUAUCCGCCUGAGUCGGCCUUGCACACUAGCCUGAAGGAUGAUGAAAAUGGAAAUGGAAAGGGUCUACAGCGAAGUCGGCUGGAACCAAUGGACACCAUAUUUGUUAAGAACGUGAGGGAGAAAGGUCCUGCUCACCAGGCUGGUCUAUGCACAGGUGACAGAUUAGUAAAGGUGAAUGGGGAGAGUGUGUUGGGCAAGACAUACUCCCAGGUGAUAGCACUAAUUCAAAACAGUGAGAGUGUGUUGGAGCUCUCUAUAAUGCCAAAGGAUGAGGAUGUACUGCAGCUGGCUUACUCUCAUGAUGCCUACCUGAAAGGGAACGCACCAUUUACAGGAGGGGCCCAAAAUCUUCCACCACCGCCCCCUCUGUGCUACCCACCACGUUCCCAGCCUUAUCCAAGCCACCCCCCCUGCCCCAUCUCUCCCCGGUCUCCCAACAUGGGACAGAACCAGCUGGACAACUGGAGCCGCUGGCACGGCUCUGCCUCCAGCCCUUCCCCACCACUUGACAACCGGACAAGUGCACCUACCACCACCAGUAUGGCCUGGGCAUCAGAGGGCCAUGAAGCCGGGGGUGUCAACCAUAGCAGUCCUGCCCAUCGCACUGAGGAAAUCCGGUAUGGUAUGACUCAGAGAGGACGUUCAUUCUCUUCCUCAUUUUCUACAAGUCCACCAAACCAAGCUCAGCAUGGGAACAGCAGCAAAGAAAACUUGUCAUGGGGUAGCCCGCCAAAACCUGCACCAGUGUCAAGUUCAAGAAGCAGUGAACGCACCCAACAAGCCCUCUCUAAUUGGUACUACAACCAGGUGUCAGAACGGGAGCGGGAACGGGAACGGGAGCGCUUAAAUGUCCGCUCUCUAAACCAGCGACAACGCAGUUUCUCUCAGGACCGCCUGGCAGAGCUAAGCCGAAGCAGACGGACACAUAGGACUGAUUUUCCCCAGAGUGCCUCUCAGGACACAUUGCUGCACUCUGGGCAGCAUCCUCACUGGAUGCAAGUUUUGCCUUCUGUCUGCCAGAACCGUUCUCAGUCCGAGAACCUUCUACGCAGUCGCUAUGGACACUCGGGUCGCUCAUUAGAGGCCCUAGACCAGGUACUUUGCCCGCUCUCACCACGCCAUGAAGGCCAAGCCUGGCGGCAGCAACAGCCCCAGGAGCAGGGAAGCCAUUUUAAUCCUUCACAGACACCUAGUACGCGUCUUAUUCAAGUUCACCGCCAACACCAAUCCAAAUCUUCAGAGCAGCACCGUUGUCAGCAACACCCUCCCCAACAGAAACAACACCCCCCAAAGCAAAAUCCAAUUUAUUCAUCACAACAUCCACCACAAAGUCGUCGUUUGACCUCGUGCCAGAGUGUGGACCAGGAGCAGAUCGGCUACCGCAGUUACAGUCCCUCUUUUAACCGCAAAAGUGGACGGAUCCUACAGCAUGCUCAGUCAUUCCGGGACCCAUCCUACACGGGGCCACGCCUCAGCUGGACCAGUCUUCCUGAGGGCAUGGCUCCAUCUCCUGCUCCAUCAGUUGCCCCUGCUGCUUGCUCAACAUCUGGUGAAGGACAGGAUGGAACUCAUCGUCCAACUAACCAUGAAAGAGAGAGUGGGAAGGUAGAGCAGGAGACACAAUUGCAGGUCCAAGAGGUGGUGCUUAGGCAAAAGCCACGCAUGGGCCGAAGGGCUGGCCAUGUCCACCGACUCCCCCUGGCACUUGACGGAAGUGACCCUCUACUUUUUACCUCGGACCCUGAGGAAGCCCUUUUGAAGUCAGAGGGUUCUUCCUCCCACCGGCAUGCGAACGGUAAUCUUGCACCACUCUCUGUGGAGGAUGACUCGCUGGCCUCUAUCCCCUUCAUUGAUGAGCCAACCAGCCCGAGCGCAGAUCUGCGGGCGUGUCACGUCCCUGCCUCAUCCGUCGUGUCCAGUGGCGGCCUUAAAUCCGUCCCCGCUGUGGGGACCAGCCCCGCCUCCCCAACCUUCACCUUCCCCCUCAGCCGCCUCUCCUCCCAUGACUGCAGCAGCAUCAAGUCCAGCCGCCGCUCAUCUUAUCUGUUGGCCAUCACUACUGAGCGCUCCAAGUCAUGUGACGAUGGACUUCACACCCUCAGAGACGACGGGCGUGUCUUCUCGAGGUUGCCAAAGAGAGUUAAAAGCUUCUUCGGUGAUGGGUCUCUGGACAGCUUGACAGUGGCUGAUGAAGCUCGCUCUAAGCGCCAUUCUGCCUCGGAGCUGGGCAGCAUCAGCUACAGUGACGUGAGGAAAGAAGGAUGGCUGCACUACAAACAGAUCCAUACUGAGAAGGGCAAGAAGGUUGGCAGUGCCAUUCGUCCCUGGAGGCGGGUUUUUUCAGUGCUGCGCUUCGGUGCACUUUACCUCUACAAAGACAAGAGGGAGGCGCUGCUGAAAGGUGCCGCCCUGGGAGGCGGAUCUGAAGACGAGCAACCGAUCAGCAUCCGCGGCUGCCUGGUGGACAUCGCGUACAGCGAGACGAAGCGCAAGAACGCGCUGCGACUGACCACACAGGACUUCUGCGAGUACCUGCUGCAGGCUGAGGACAGAGAUGACAUGCUGGAGUGGAUCAGAGUGAUCCGGGAAAGCAGCAAGACUGACAGCGAGGAGUUGGGUUUCUCUCGACAAGCUCUCAUCAGUAAGAAACUGAAUGACUACAGGAAGCAGAGUCCGACAGGUAAUAAGCCUGACUCAUCUCCCCGAGUGCCACGCAUGACUUUCUUGCUCACCAAAGCUGAAAACAGUGGUGCACCCCCGCGCUCCCCCAAACACGAAGCCAAAGAGGAGAGCAGUCCUCCCAAAUCUCCAUGGGGCAUCAACUUCAUGAAGAAAGCGAAGAAGGCGGACCCGAAAGCGUUCGGAGUCCGAUUGGAGGAUUGCCAACCUGCUUGCAAUAACAAGUUUGUUCCACUGAUUGUUGAGAUCUGCUGUGGCUUGGUGGAGGAGAUGGGUUUGGAGUACACGGGAAUCUACAGAGUGCCAGGAAACAACGCUGUGGUGUCCUGUCUGCAGGAUCAACUCAACAAGGGCUGUGACAUUAACACCACGGAGGAGCGGUGGCAAGACCUGAACGUGGUGAGCAGCCUGCUCAAAUCCUUCUUCCGAAAGCUCCCAGAACCCCUCUUUACCGACGACAAAUAUAACGACUUCAUCGAUGCCAAUCGUUUGGAGAAUCCCAGUGACAGGCUGAAGACCUUGAAGAAACUGAUCCAUGAUUUACCAGAUUAUUACUUCCACACUCUGAAGUUUCUAAUUGGUCAUCUGAAGACUGUAGCCAAUCACUCAGAGAAGAAUAAGAUGGAGCCUCGUAACUUGGCACUAGUAUUUGGACCCACUCUUGUGAGAACAUCAGAAGACAAUAUGACGGACAUGGUCACCCACAUGCCUGACCGCUACAAAAUCAUCGAAACUCUUAUCCAGCAUUAUGCCUGGUUCUUCAGUGAGGAACACGACAAGGAUGAAAAGACACCGGUGGACACAGAGGACGUUCAGCCUGCCCCCAAUAUAGACCACCUUUUAUCCAACAUUGGCCGAGCUGGACUACUGGGCGAGAUCUCAGACUCAACCAACAGUGACUCAGCAAAAUCAAAGGCACUACAGUUGCUUAUAUCCUGUAAUGAAGGUCAGACCUCUGUCAUUGCUCAGGGCUCUGGAGGGUCAAAACGUGACCUCACAGCCAAGGACUUCCUGACGACGCUUGCCAUCAUGUCUGCUGUGACUCGGAGGCGUAGAAAACGACCAACCGCCCGCCUCCUGGGCAGCAGCACUGACGAUGACUCUGAACAAGAGCCAAUCAGAGUCAGUCUUACGGUGGAGGGAGAGGGGGAGGGAAAGGAGACAGAGCAGUGUGAAUCUGACAUGGCUCCACGUGCAGAGGCAGAAGAGGAUGAAGAUGAGGAAGCGGAAGAUGAUGACGAAGAGAAUGUGGAAGUGACUGUGGCUUCCCCAGGCAAGGAGAAACCUAGAAUGCCUUGUGAGGAAGAAGCACAUUCUGUUAUCCUUAGUGAGGAAGAGGACCAGAGGUCUGAAACAAAAGGUCGCAGCUGGAGAGGGGAUGACGCACGUUCUAUUGUCUCGGGUUACUCUACUCUCUCUACGCUGGGUCGGAGUUUAGCCUCUGAGGGGCGGGGUGACGAUGCAGAUGAUGAGCAUAGCGAGCUGGUGAGUGAGACGGACAAUGAAAGUGGCUUUGCCUCGCGGUCUCUGACGCAGGAGCGUCCUGAAAAACGUACGCCACCUCCAUCGAAUAUGUACACCUCAGCAGAGCCACCUGUACCACGCAGCUUCCUGUACACACACUACAAAGCCUCUGUACCUAUUCCUAUUCUCACUCCUGCUCCCACCCCCACAACCACGCCAGCGUCUCAUUCUGCUCCCUGCAAAAAUCCGAACCCUGAACUUGUCGAAAGAGGAACUGAAAGUGCAGCACGCUCCUCCACUCCCUCCACUUCCUCCUCAACUGCCUCCCAACGCCUCCAAAACCGACCCUCCUUCAACUCCCAUCGCCUAAUUCAGUGUGAUACUUUAGCACGCCGCCGCCUAAAAACAGAAAAGGCCAAAGCUCGUUCACUAGAUCUUUUAGAAGUCCGUAGUGCUUCACCCAGUGAGGAGGAAUCGCAGUCUAACAAAGGGCGAACAAGAACCAGCCUCCUGGAUUCUUCCACUUCUCAUUCAACCAAACUGACCCCAUCCAGUAGUCACCUAUUAGCUCCGCCCUCUACCUUAGGCUCUACCUCUGGUGCCACAAAUCAGGCAUCUCUGGCAGAGCAGGUGCGUGCACGUCUGCUCGGCUCAGCAGAGGACAUACGUUCUGUGGGGCUGAGGAAACCUCUCUCGCCUGAGACAUGCCGGCGGAGGCGGGCCUGGAGGAGACACACAGUUGUGGUCUCGCCUACUGACUCUUCCCAAAAGAGCUCUCAAGUCCCCAUUGCUGUUAACAACAACAAACCCCCAGCCCCGCCCCCAAAACCUUCUGUUCUAAUCCGACGUCUGGGGGAGAAGCCCACCCCCGUUCCUCAGCGCUCCUCAGCUGACGCCUCUUCAUUAUGUCGGGCCCCACCUACCUCUCAGUUCCACGAAUGCUUGUGACAGCAUUUGAAUCAGAGUAAUUAGAUUCAAUACCCCAUUUUCCAUUAACACGGUGCUCGAUAUAGGAGCCUGGGAACCUUUUUUUUAAACAGCCUCUCUAUUUCCACUGGUAUAAGAAGUAAUAUUUACAUAUUACACCUUGUUGUGUCAAAGUCUGUGAAUACAGAGCACAGAGGCAUCAUCACAGACCAUAAUUACCCCAAGAUAACUUACCUUUAGCAACAUAGUCUGAGUGAUGAUUGUGCAGCAUUGCUGGCAUUAUCAAUGUAGCUACUAUUUAGUCAAAUGUAAUUUCCAGUGAAACAGUUGUUUCCUCAUUGAACCACUGAGUCACAGUAGAAACUUUUUUAAAAAAAUUCAUCUGUUCAUGUCUUGUGGCCAUGAAAAUAACUUGAGUGAUGAAAUCCAUAGCCCAAAAGCAUUUUUCCAAACUAUUCUACACCCACUCAGGAUCCGGCACCUUGUUGAUGGAAGAGGGGUAUCAAUGAACGGGUUCGCUAACUGUGUUUUUUUCUUCUUCUUUUUUUUCCCCCCAUUCAUAGCUGCUCUGCUUGCAUGGCACAGGGCUAGUUUUUAACCGUUGCCAAAGUUUUUAUUCUCUUUCCUUCAGUCAUUUGAGUACUCUUUUAUCAUUGUGUGACAAAAGGGCCAGAGAGCAGCAGGGUCUCCACAUAACAUUUUAAAGAACUGCCAGGGAUCUUGCCACACACUUACAUUGGGGUCAUUGUGUGUUUCGGUGCUUUACUGUGUGUUCCCUUAAGAUGUGUCCUCAUUAUCUCACCGUGUCCAAUGGAGUGUAUUUAAUUCACCCGCUUUUACCUUUCCUUUGUCUUGUUAACCAUGACGAUGCUGCCUCAUCAAAGAUCCUGGGACAAUUAUAAGUGGUACACAAACAUUGACAGAAAAAACACUUUUCUUCAUCAUCUAUACUCAAGUAUAGACUUCAGCAAAGUAUUAAUGCAGUAUUAGUGAGGCAGUGAUUGCCAACGUCAGAUGUGUUGAAACGGACCCCUAACCUUGCUCAUGUCCCUUUGUUAACACACACACACUCAUUCUAAGCAUUUCUUCAUCUGUGUAAUUUUGUCUGAAACGGUUUGUGUAUAGUGUGUAAGUGCGUUCAGCUAUUUUGUAACAUUUGUACAAAGCCUUGCUAAGUUAAUCUUGUAAAUAUGCAUAUAAUAUCAUAUUUGUUUUUAAUUUGUUUUUAUAUAUGGUUUACAAAAUCGCACAUAGGUGCGUGAUCAUUUCUUUUAAGAUUUUACUUGAAAUGGUUUCUUUAAUGUUUUUUUUUGUUUUGUAUACAGUAUAUAUAAAAUAUAUAUUAUAUAUUUUGUAUGAAUAUAAUAAGUACUUUCGUUUGGGGUGUUAAUUGUUUUAAAAGAAACAAAAACAGAACUAAACCUCCGAUAGACUGUUGUUUAUUUCCUCAUAAAUGGCCUUUUCUCUGUGACUUACCAGUACUAUGCAGAACUUCAUACACCUCAAUGCAAAGAAAAGAACUUUAACCUGCAGAAGAGUGUCUGUCCAAUGGCCUGUCACAUGCUAUAAUAAAUUCCUUCUUGCUGGGCAUUGCAGUG
Messenger RNA from Tachysurus fulvidraco (yellow catfish), 7728 nucleotides. It is a transcript of the gene arhgap23a, whose product is annotated as Rho GTPase activating protein 23a. Gene Ontology annotation, biological process: signal transduction. Gene Ontology annotation, molecular function: protein binding. The record is from RefSeq and is a predicted model, not a curated record. The coding region runs from base 674 to 6151 and encodes 1825 amino acids. Lineage: Eukaryota; Metazoa; Chordata; Actinopteri; Siluriformes; Bagridae. The transcript is spliced from 24 exons.